AUGAGGAGUUGUGUACAGUUCGCGUAUUUACUUGCUUGCAUCGCUUAUGCCAGCGCUGGACUUCUGCUCCAGCAAGCACCCCAGUGCCCAGAGCAAUAUGGAGUUCAGGCUUACGCGCACCCGGAGCAUUGUGAUCAAUUUUUCCUAUGCACGAACGGCACUCUCACUGUAGAGACCUGCGAGAAUGGUCUGCUAUUUGAUGGGAAAGGUGCUGUCCACAAUCACUGCAACUACCACUGGGCAGUGGAUUGUGGAGACAGGAAGGCUGAUCUGACACCCAUAUCAACGCCUGGCUGUGAAUACCAGUUCGGUAUCUAUCCUGACAGCAACGAGUGUUCAACUAGCUACAUUAAGUGCGCAUUUGGUAUGCCGGAGCAGGAGCCGUGCACGCCCGGUCUCGUUUACGACGAAAGGAUCCACGGAUGCAACUGGCCUGAUCUACUGCAGCCGUUCUGUAACCCUGAAGCUGUCAUCGGUUUCAAAUGCCCAACGAAGCUGCCAUCAAACUCACAAGCAGCCAAGUUUUGGCCGUUCCCCCGGUUCCCUGUACCUGGUGACUGCCACAGCCUGAUCACAUGUGUAGAGGGUCAGCCACGACUCAUCUCCUGCGGAGAGGACAAGGUUUUCGACGACCAAAGCCUGACAUGUGAAGAUCCCGAGUUGGUACCUCACUGUGGUCAUGCGUAA
Molecule: messenger RNA, 687 nt
Organism: Parnassius mnemosyne (clouded apollo)
Lineage: Eukaryota; Metazoa; Arthropoda; Insecta; Lepidoptera; Papilionidae
Source: the annotation of a GenBank genome assembly